UAUGAGCAUGGCUGCAGACAAUCAUCUGAUUGAUCAGCUUAAGAAUUCAAGGCAAAGACAAAAGGUGUGUCAGAUGUACUAUAUGGUUAAGAAAAGAGAAUUUGAAAGAUCCAAUGGCAAAGAAAACAACCUUCCUUUUAAUUACGAAAUGGACAGUGCUUCUUCGAGAGAAGUCAGGGUCAGGGCUUCCAACGAGGAAGGAGCCACUCCUUCCUCUGAAGGGAAGGACCAAGCCAAGACUCGAUUCGUACAGACACAGAAGGUUGGCUAUGGCCAGAAGAGUCGGCUCAAUCCAGACCUUAUUGGGGCACAGCAUAUUGAGAGCAUUCAGACAAGAGGGAAAACCAUUAAGAAUAACUAAAUCUGAAGCUCUGAAAAGAGGGAUUAAUUAUAAUGCUUGCGUCGAAGCUUUAAAUCAAAUUCAAAAGUCUAUUAAGGUUAAGAAAAUUACAAAGAGAAGAGGCACAGGACAUUUCCAAAACUCUCAGAGAACUUUUGAGCCUUGUAGAGUCAAAAAUUAUAAAGAUGAUAUUAUCAAGCAGAAAUGCGAGGAUAUUAUCAAUACACUUGUAUUUGAUAGUAAAGAAAUAAGUAGAGAGUCUGUAGAAGAAAGUAGAAAAAUACCUCCUCAUGUGUAUGAUUCCUGUAGUCAGCGCAGUCAUGGUAAAAAUAAAAUCACUCAGCCUCCUUCAUUUGGGCCAAUAACAGAACCAUCAAUGCAGCAGAAUUCUUCAAUCUUUGAUGUUGAAAAAUUGAGUGGUAGAUCUCAAGGUGUUCGGAAUCGUAACAAGAAAUAAAGUGGUAUACUCAACCACUUAUGAUAGGAUAAGAGAUAAAGCUAGCAGAAGUUUAUCUCCUGAUGAGCCCACUCCAAAGUUUAACAAAAAGUUUAAGAAAUAUUUAGACAAACGAAAAGAUAGAUUUAAUCAAUUUGAUCAUAUAACCAAGAAUGCUAAGGGAAUAGUGAAGCCUAAAGGAACUUUAAAAUCAAGAUCUUCUCUUCAAAACUCUUCAGUCCAGGAACGUCGAUACAGACCUAGGAUCCUAUCACUUCAAGAGAGGAGGUCUCAUCGUGCCAAGGAGAAGAGAACUUUAUACCAAAUCAAGAGAGAUCAGCAUAAGAGUCAAAAACUUCAUAGUUCCAAAGCCUCUGUUAAAAGAGGAAGCUCUAUCGGUAGAGACUCGUUGUCUUGUAAAAGGAGCACGAAGGAUUUCAGCCAAUUCUUCCAGAAGAACCUUGACUGGCAGAAGCAAAGAAAUAAAAAUAUUCAGAAGUUGAAAAAGAAUUUUGAUCAGGAGAAACAGAAGGAAUGUACUUUUCAGCCGAAUAAGAAAAGAAAAUUAAGGUCUUUGGAGAGAAAGAUCAAGCCUUUUGUGUCUAAAGUGUUGGAGAGUUGAAAGAAACAAAUGAGAAGAGUCAGAAGUAAAAGAGGAAGACUAUAUUCACCAACCAAUGCAAAGGGAUUUGAAGAUACCACUCAAUUCCUGAGAUUUGAUGACUGAGAAGAAAUCAACAUUCUUCCUGGAGCAGCUGAGAUUUCUGGAGAAAUAGAAGAGAUCGAAGUUGAUGAAAAUUAUUUAGGGAAUUACGAAAAAGAAGAGAAAGAUAGUCAUUCUGAUUCAAGAGCCAUCAAUCUCUUGGAUUCUUUCAACAAAAUUAAGGAAGAAGAAGAUAAGCAAGAAAUGAAGAAGAAGUCGUACCCUUUAAAGUCGAUCAAAUUAAAGGUUCCUACUGAAAAUAAAAGUUCUGUAAAGAUCAACGUGAAUAGUAUGAAACCACCGAUUCCUCAUGGUCCAAUUAGACGAAAGAGUGCAAGUCCGCUUUCUAAAAUCACUGAGAAGGAUGAAACCAAUAUAGCAAUUACGGAAUCUUUAGACUUUACUGCACAUAUGGAAGGAAUAGAUGAAAUUUCUAAAGAUCCUUCCUUCUCAAUUCAUCAUAAAUCUUCUGUUGAGAAAACCCAACUGCUCAAUGGACCUGCUAGUUUUGAUUUUGAAGAGUUUAACUCAGGAGAUUUUCAAGAACACUCUAUCCGCUCUGCCAGAAGUACCAUAAUGAAAUCAAAAGGAAGAGUAGAGGAAUACUGUUCCUCUAUCUCAUGAGCUUCAGUUACUUCUGAUUCUGCUCAUGCUCAGAACUUAUUCCCAACAAAUGCACAAAGGGUAACUCUAGUGCAGAUGAAAAAUAAUGAGCAUCCUCAAAACAGAGAGACAAUGGUGGACCAAAAUUCUUCAGAGUACUCCUAUGAUGAAGAGGUCUUAAUGACUGAGAGUAUUAAAUUCUGAAACCUCCGAGACUCCUUGCUUGAUCAGUACAUUGAUUAGUUUGCAAAU
Messenger RNA from Moneuplotes crassus, 2334 nucleotides. The record is from the annotation of a GenBank genome assembly. NCBI's taxonomy places the organism in Eukaryota, Ciliophora, Spirotrichea, Euplotida, Euplotidae.